This is a messenger RNA of Striga hermonthica, 1122 nucleotides long. Lineage: Eukaryota; Viridiplantae; Streptophyta; Magnoliopsida; Lamiales; Orobanchaceae. The record is from the annotation of a GenBank genome assembly.
ACCAUCACCGUGUUCGACAACCACUCCGGGAAUUGGAUCUCCUUUAUGUGGCCUGCCAUCAAGAGCUUUUCUACUUUCAGUUCGAUCACUUUAUCCAUUUCUACCCCGUGAUGCCUCCUCUUUUGCUUCACCGGCCUCACAGUGAGGUCGAUAUUCAACUGGUGCUCGAUAACUUCAGCCUUGAUACCAGUCAACUCCUCCGUCGAGUAUGCAAACACAUCCACGAAUUCCCUUAUCAUACUAAUCAACCUCGAUCUCACUGGCUCCCCCAAUUUUUUCCCGAUUCGAAACUUUUUCUCUUUACACCCCUUGAUCAUCUAGAUUUCCUCCACUUCGCCUCCUGGCUGAAUCUCCUACGACCACAAAUCUUACCAUUCGAACUUUCUGGGUCACUCCUUUUCCCAGGGCUACAAAUAGACUCAUCUCCCCAUCGGCAUAACCUCUCCCCCAUUAAAACCAUACAAGGCUGUAGCCACCGGCUUCAACUCCACAUUCAACUCCCGAUUUAUUUGCACGAAGCAAUCAUAAAACAUGACAUCGACCGAGCUUCCCGUGUCUAUAAAUACACUUUUUACAUCGAAACCUGCAACUUCUGCCGUAAUCACCAAGGCAUCAUUAUGAGGUAUCACCACCCCUGCUGCAUUCUCUGCCCGAAAACUAAUUUCUGGUACUCGGGCCGUGAUACCCACCUCCUCUCUUUUCCUCUUCAUCGAUCGAACAUGACCCUUCCUAGCAUUAUUCGAGUCUCCGUCUGUCGGUCCUCCCGAAAUCAUAUAUAUCGUGCCUCUCUUCACCUGGUCUCCCUCUCCUUGUCUCUCUCGUUCUCUGCUUCCUCGCCUCCUCUUCCCCUCAUCUCUCUUUCGACCAUCUCGACCACCUCGCGGAUCCUCCUCAUCAUCUUCAUCACUUCUCUCCACCGACUCUUCCCGACACCUCCUAUUCUCCUUCCCCCUCAUCUUAUCCUAAUAAACGAACUCCUUGAGAUGCCCUGCUCGGAUAAGGCGCUCUAUUUUGUCUUUGAGAUGUCGACAAUCCUCAAUAGUAUGGCCAUAAUCCUUGUGGAAGCGACAAUAUCUCCUCGAUUUCGGUUGUGUUGGCCCUUCAAACCUCGACCUCGGCCAU